Miscanthus lutarioriparius is the source of this 363-nucleotide messenger RNA. The record is from the annotation of a GenBank genome assembly. NCBI's taxonomy places the organism in Eukaryota, Viridiplantae, Streptophyta, Magnoliopsida, Poales, Poaceae.
AUGGACUCCAACAACGCCGCCGCCGCUGCCGCCGCGACCGCGUCCGAGGGCCGGGGGCAGCUGCUCCAUGUCAUCAAGGCGACGGCCGAGUGCGUGCUCGUCGCGAGCCAGUUCGUGCUGUCGUGCAACGGCGUGAGGAACCUCGGCGCCUGUGGCUGCAGGCCUUCAUCGCCCUCUCUCGUACGCGGCGGUCGUCGCGCUCACGUUGUUCGCCAGGCGGCUGGAUGCGCGGGGGCAGCGGCUGCCUCUCCAGCACGGCAGGGAGCGGUGGCUGAAGCUCGCUGCUCGGGCACUGGCGUCCCUUGUCCUCAAUUUACUAAUCUUGCGUACGGACUCCCUGAUGGCUACCAUUUUGCUAUUUAA